Messenger RNA from Closterium sp. NIES-65, 1683 nucleotides. Lineage: Eukaryota; Viridiplantae; Streptophyta; Zygnematophyceae; Desmidiales; Closteriaceae. The record is from the annotation of a GenBank genome assembly.
AUGGGAUCCGCGCGAGCUCUUAGUACUGGUAACUCCGUUCUGCGCGCCGCGUUCGCGAUCCUCGUCGUCCUCUCGUGCCUCACUCGAGUGUCACGUUACCAUCAACUCACAGCACUGUCACUGUCAGACGCUCCUUUCGCCUUCCACAAUGACGUCGCACUCCGUUAUCGCCCCUCUCUAAAAAACCCGACCGACGAUCCCCUGCCAACCAAGCCCGCCGCCACUGCUUCCCUUAAUCUCACUGCUCCUGUGCUUCCCGUGCCUCUUCCUAUUCAACCUCUUAGUAUGGUUCGUCGAACCGCUUAUAAGCGACCGGCGACGAGGGGAGACAGCCAACCGGCGAGAGGAGACAGCCAACCGGCAAGGGGAGACAGCCAACCGGCGAGGGGAGACAGCCAAAUGGCGAGGGGAGACAGCCAACCGGCGAGGGGAGACAGCCAAACGGCGAGAGGAGACAGCUCGGCGCAUGCCCAUCAUCUCACGAGCGAUUCGUGCGUGACGGCCAUGAGUAACUCACCCGCCGAUGGGCCCAGCCCGGUACUGACUCCGCCGCAGAAGCGGCGUGCCGCAGCCGCAUGCAGAAGGGAGCUACUGAACGCGCUGCGGCAGUGGGCGGCAGAGGUCAGGCUGAGAGAGGCCAAGGCGGAGCUGCUGCCGAGCCCCCACUUGCAGCUCACUCGCGAAGAGGCUAGACUGGUCGGCGAGUGCAGUGGCAAGGGCAACGCGGGUGGCCAGGGUGGGAAGGUGCUGGUAGCUGAAGCAGGAGGCGCAACAGGAGCGGGAGCAGGAGCAGGAGCAGGAGCAGGAGCAGGAGCAGGAGUAGGGGCAGGAGCAGGAGCAGGAGCAGCAUCCAGAGAAGCAGCAGUAGCUAAGUGCAGCACGUGGCCUGAGGCGUGCUGGCCUCACAUGCCCUUCUCCGAUGUCAUGGCCAGCAGGGCGCGCAAGUUCCUCGUAUUCGCCUACUCCGACGAGCAGCUCUCCAACACGCGCUCUCACCUUGCAGAGGCCACCCGCUUCGCCCAAGCCACCAACCGCACGCUCGUGCUGCCCAAGGCCAGUCGCAGCCGCCUCUCACUCGCACGUUCCCUGCCACUCUGCACCUACUUCAACCUAUCUUGUCUCAACGCCCACUGGAUCUCGCCCGACCUCUUCCUGCUCCUCGCUAGAGCCGCUCUCGACCUCCCCUUUGCUGCUGCUGCACCUGGCGCCACCCCGUCCGUGGCCUUUGUGCAUGUGCAGUCCUCCUACCUAUGGUGGUACACGGACGUGCUGGUGUGGAUGAAGAGCACCUUCGGUGUGGUGGACUUUAACCCUCCCACCAGCGCCAUCUCGUUCCAGAUGCUUCCAUACAGCCAGGCGUGGCACGCCAUGGCCCAUCGAGCCAUGACCCGCCUUCCCCAGCGGUACAUUGCGGCGGAGGCAGGCGUGCUGGAGGAGCUGAUGACGGGGUGCAUGGAAGCGGCGCGCGAUCUCAUCAACGACAUGAAGCGCCGCCACAACAUCUCCGCCGUCUUCAUCGCCGCCGACGUGUCAUUUGACGACAAGGCGGGCAGCGUGGUGCGGUCAAACUCGUGGAAAGAGACCACAUGGAAGUUUCAAGGGCAAGAGAGGGUGCUGCAGGCCCCACAGGAGAAGUUGCGGUGGCUGAGGGAGCAGGUGGCGGGGACUGUGAUGGUGGACUAG